Messenger RNA from Rasamsonia emersonii CBS 393.64, 1182 nucleotides. RefSeq lists its product as uncharacterized. NCBI's taxonomy places the organism in Eukaryota, Fungi, Ascomycota, Eurotiomycetes, Eurotiales, Trichocomaceae. The record is from RefSeq and is a predicted model, not a curated record. Gene Ontology annotation, biological process: lipid metabolic process. The coding region runs from base 1 to 1182 and encodes 393 amino acids. The transcript has a single exon.
AUGGCAAUCGCCAAUUAUCUGCUGCCUCUGAUUCCGGUCGGAUUCUUCCUCCUUUCUGGCGUUGUUUCGUUCGUGGCCAUCAAUGUGCGGCAGACGUACCGGCCGUAUCUCCUGCCCGUCUUCCUCCUGGCUGCCGGGCUUUCUUUCGCCACGAUCAAUUAUUUCCAAUGGCCAUCGGGGCUGAAUAGCCUCUGGGGCAUGGCCCUCACCGUGUACGUGAUGCAUCAGACGUCCAUUCUCUGCAUCGAGAAAUACGUCCUCCCGAGCAGGAGGACGGACGGUGCGUGGGACUGGCUGGGCGCGUACAAGACGUGGCUCAACCCGCGCCUCCUCAACACGCCCCUGGAGGCUCCGGGCAUCAGGAAAGCGACUCGCCCGCAAGGGAAGGCGAGGUUCGCGAUGCGGUGCCUGAUCAAACUCGUCUUGUACUGGGCGGUGAACGAGUAUGUCAUCAACCGCACUAUCCAACGCAUCACGGCGACGGACUCCCUUUCCAUCCAGCACUUCUCCGCCCCCGUCGGGGAGAGCUACUUCCGGCGGCUGCUGCUGCCGGCAUCCUCAUCGUCUAUACCAGCAAUCACCUACCAAGAGACCAUUCUGCACGCCGUUUUCGCCAUCCACUGGAUCUGGGGCUCGUACAUCGGCAUCGAUGGGGCACACGCGAUCCUGUCGCUUCUUUUCGUCAUCGUGUUGCGCCUCGACACCCCCGAGGAGUGGCCGCCGCUCUUCGGGAGUCCUCUCGAGGCGUACAGCAUCCGACGCUUCUGGGGCCGGUUCUGGCACCGGAUUGCGUACCGGCCGCAUACGAGCUGUGGCCGGUGGCUAUCGAGGAACGUCCUGCAGCUAAGACCCGGCUCCGUCGGGGAGAAGCUCUUCGUGGCGUUUGCGGUAUUCACGUUCUCGGGCAUAGCGCAUUCGCUCGUCUCCUGGCAGCGGGGAGACCAGUGCGGACGUCUGACCGACAUCUGGUUCUUCUACCGGAACUUCGCCGCAGGGGCGGUGGAGACGGUGGUGAUGAAGCUGAUCCGGGGCUCGAAGACGCUGGACGGGCUGCUGCGGAGGAGUGUCGUCGGCAAGAUACUUGGGUAUGCGUGGGUGUUUGGGUUCUUCUUCUGGAGUGUGCCCAAGUGGGAGUUUCCGAAGAUUUAUUGUCUUUUACAGAGUUAUGAUUCCGAGAGUUAG